AUGACUGUACCGUUUUCCUUAACGUUAAAUGAUGGCAACAAAAUGCCAUCAAUCGGAGUUAACACGUGGAAUCUUGAUAUCGAAGAUUUGGAUUUCGUCAUAAAGGAGGCGUUAUAUGUGGGGUUUCGCCACAUAGACACAUCGGUUUUCAAUUUAAACGAAAGACUAUUGGGAAAAGUGUUGAAAAAACUCAUGGAUGAAGGCAAAGUGCAGCGAUCAGAUUUAUUUAUUACCACAAAGCUUCCUCCUACAGCUAAUAAACCCGAAUUUGUGGAGACCGCAAUGCUACAAUCGUUGCAUAACUUACAGCUGGAAUAUAUUGAUCUAUAUCUGAUACAGUUGCCCGUUACAUUAAUCCAUGACGAGAGUUUCGAAGUGAUAAAACGGCAAAAGGAUGGCUUAGUUUGCUUGGAUAAUACGGACCAUAUACUUGUUUGGAAGCAAAUGGAAGAUCUGGUCAUAAAAGGCUUGACAAAGUCAAUUGGUUUGGCUAAUUUUAACCAAAAUCAAAUCACCAAUAUACUAUGUAAUUGUAGUAUUCCACCCGCUGUUCUACAGAUCGAAUAUCACAUAUAUCUGCAACAACCCGAAUUACUGAAAUUUUGUCAGUUGCAUAAUAUUACAAUAACAUCAUUUGCCUCACUCGGUACGCAUGAUAUGCUAUCUUCCAAUUAUUUUAUGACUAAACGCACGCGUUUGCCGAGCUUGCUGGAAGUGCCCGAAGUGCGAGAAAUCGCUAAAAAAUAUAACAAGACCGAAUCACAAAUACUUAUGCGUUGGAUUUUAGAGAAACAGCUCUCGGCUUUAUUGCGAAUGCACAACUCCGGUCGUAUGCAUGAAAUUAUGGGCAUAUUUGAGUUUUCCAUCGGAAGUCAUGAUAUAAGAAAACUGGAUGCCUUAGAUAGAAACAUACGUACCGUAGACUUUGGCUUUUUGAAUGGCAUUGAAAAUCAUCCUCAGUAUCCUUUCUAA
Bactrocera tryoni is the source of this 972-nucleotide messenger RNA. RefSeq names its product aldo-keto reductase family 1 member A1-like. The transcript has 6 exons. The record is from RefSeq and is a predicted model, not a curated record. Gene Ontology annotation, molecular function: aldose reductase (NADPH) activity. Lineage: Eukaryota; Metazoa; Arthropoda; Insecta; Diptera; Tephritidae. The coding region runs from base 1 to 972 and encodes 323 amino acids. Gene Ontology annotation, cellular component: cytosol.